UUCCUUCUUAUCCAAACGCCAUACUUACUUACCUUACUUCAAUUCAAACCAGAGACAGAGAGAUAACCAACAACAACAACAACCACUCUCUUCUCAUUACCAACCUCAACAAUGGCUGCUUCCACCACUCUCGGACUCUUUUCUGCAAACACUUCCACUCGAAUUUCCUUCCCAAAAGUGGACUCAUCAUCAUCCAUUAGAGUUUCUCUAAAGACCAAUGCUUGCGCUGUUUCCGACCUUGGGUUCAUCACUUCGCAGCUCAGUGGACUCAAAAUCUCUAAAGUUGUCUCCAUUCAACCUGCCCGACCCAUCUUCACCAAAUUCUCUCCUGCUCUUCAACCUGUUGCCCGUAGAAUUUGUCCCUUCACUGGAAAAAAGGCGAACAGAGCAAACAAAGUCUCUUUCUCAAACCACAAGACAAAGAAGUUGCAGUUUGUAAACUUACAGUACAAAAGGGUUUGGUGGGAGGCAGGGAAGCGUUUCGUGAAGCUUCGUUUGUCAACGAAAGCAUUGAAGACCAUUGAGAAGAAUGGUCUUGAUGCUGUUGCCAAGAAAGCCGGGAUUGAUCUUCGAAAACUAUGAUGCUGCUGCCUUGACGGUUUUUUACCUUUAACAUUAGACCCCGCCUCGAGUUUUAGUAGCUGCUUUGCAUAAUAAAGCGCGCUAUCUAACUUUCUUUGCUCAGCAUUUUCAAUACAAAGAUGAAACACAACAUAAGGAUUAUUUUCACUCAUUGUUCUCUCAGCAGUUUCCAAUGCCUGAAGUGCUUUCGAUUGCAACACAGCCCUGUCAGUAUCUGAAACAACCGAACGAGAUUUAGCUAAUUUGACAUACUUAUGAAGCCAUUAAUAACUACAGUAGGCAGUCUUUGUUUUCUCGAUUAUUCAAUAUGUUCUUUAAAAGAUUGAAAGCAAUCAUGUCUUUCCCUUCCCCAUAGUAACAUAAAGCAAGAGUAGAACAUCUUUCUUUGCUUUC
Molecule: messenger RNA, 975 nt
Organism: Cannabis sativa
Lineage: Eukaryota; Viridiplantae; Streptophyta; Magnoliopsida; Rosales; Cannabaceae
Product: large ribosomal subunit protein bL28c-like
Exons: 2
Coding region: 112-582 (156 amino acids)
Biological process (GO): translation
Cellular component (GO): ribosome
Molecular function (GO): structural constituent of ribosome
Source: RefSeq, a predicted model, not a curated record